Messenger RNA from Anarrhichthys ocellatus (wolf-eel), 1781 nucleotides. RefSeq names its product rab-3A-interacting protein-like. Lineage: Eukaryota; Metazoa; Chordata; Actinopteri; Perciformes; Anarhichadidae. The record is from RefSeq and is a predicted model, not a curated record. Gene Ontology annotation, biological process: exocytosis. Bases 126 to 920 code for a protein of 264 amino acids. Gene Ontology annotation, molecular function: guanyl-nucleotide exchange factor activity. The transcript has 9 exons. Gene Ontology annotation, cellular component: Golgi to plasma membrane transport vesicle.
GUGUGUGUGUGUGGAAGGAGCUGCUGUUGAAGGAUGAGGAGUGUGAGAGGUUGUCUAAAGUCAGAGACCAGCUCGGCCAGGAGCUGGAGGAGCUCACCGCCAGUCUCUUCCAGGAGGCCCACAAGAUGGUCAGAGAAGCAAACGUCAAACAGGCGAACGCUGAAAAACAACUGAAAGAAGCCCUGGGGAAGAUCGACGUCCUCCAGGCGGAGGUCCAGGCCCUGAAGACGCUGGUGCUCUCCUCCCCCACCUCCCCGCUUGGCGAGCUCCCCUCUUCGGGAGGAGGCGUGAAGACCCCCUUCAGGAAGGGCCACAGCAGGAACAAGAGCACCUCCUCCGCCAUGCUGGGGACGCAGCCCGACCCGUCGGCCACGCAGCCCAUCGUACGGGAGUGUCGGGAGGUGGACAGUCAGCUGUUCAGCGACUUCAAGGCGUGGAAGGAGGAGCCGACGCUCGAACGCGGCUGCUGCUUCCUGGAGAGAGUUUACCGUGAGGACAUCUACCCCUGCCUCACCUUCAACAAGUGUGAGCUCGGAUCGGCCAUCUUGGAAGCCGUGGAGCAGAACACGCUCAGUGUGGAGCCGGUCGGCUUCCAGCCGCUGCCUGUGGUCAAAGCCUCGGCGGUGGAGUGUGGAGGACCAAAUGGGCGAAAGGACGAGCUCGUCACGAAAUGUGCGCUGAGCGGUCAGACCAAAACCUGUAAGCACAGAAUCAAGUUUGGAGACUCGUCCAACUAUUACUACGUGUCUCCGUACUGUCGAUAUAAAAUCACAGCAGUGUGCAAUUUCUUCACCUACAUUCGCUACAUCUACCAAGGGCUGGUCAAACAGCAGGAUGCGGAGCAGAUGUUCUGGGAGGUGAUGCAGCUCCGCAGGGAAAUGUCCUUCGCCAAGCUCGGCUACUACAAAGACCAGCUGUGACCGACGGACGGCCCCGCCCUCCAAUCACAGCAGACCACGCCCCGAAAGCCCCGCCCUCCCAGUCGUCCUGGUCCCUCCCUCCCGACGUUUGGUUGUUUUCAACGACCACGAUAAAAGACUGUGACGUCAGUGGUCUGUUGUCUUUGGUGGGUUUCUGUCCAAAAUAUGAUAUUUACUUUAUGUACAUGUAACACUCCAAUAUAUGAAGACAAGUGGCAUGAAAAGAGGAGUUACACAUUUAAAUAUGUCUGCAUUUCAACCCGUCUGAGGAGCUUUCAGCUUUUUUAAAAUUUCUUUCCCUCUGAAAAUAAAUAUACAAAAACAUUCAAUCGUUCAAUCAGAGUUUAACAGUUUAACAAAAAUAAGUUGUUUAGAUUCCUCAAUCACAAAUAAAGAUAAGUUCUGGACACAAGAUGGAGAAUUGGAGAAUAUAAAUACAAGUCGUAGCGGCAAGAUCAUAAAAUCAUAAAUACACAAAAUGUACAAGUAUGAGUCAAAAUCUGAUGAGAAAUAAAUUAAAAAUCGAGAAUAAAGUUGUAAUUUUACAAGAAAAUAUAUUUCAAGAGUUAAGUCGAUUUUUGAAGGAUUAAAUAUUAAUGUAUUAUUACAAUUAUAAAUAUAAGAAUAUAAAUGACUAAAUAAAUAAAUGACUCAAAUUUUGUUUUUUAAUAAUUACAAAUUUAAUUUAAUUUGCAACUUUAUACUCGUACGUCUACGAUCUAUCUCGCGAACUAAAACUUUAUUUUCAAGAUUUUAUUUUAUUGUGAAAUUUCGACUUCACCUCGAUAAAUACUGACGCUUGAAAUCAUCAAUUUAUUUUCAGACUUUUUCUCUGAAAUUCACUGGAAAUUACAAUUUUAU